AUUGCCACUUAUCCGCAAUGGCAGUUUUAGUGAAAAUAUGUUGCUGCGGAUGCAGUCUACGAAUCGGUGGUUUACUUAUUGGAAUCUUCGGCUUGUGCAAUGUGUCAUUGCUAAUAUCCGUUGGCACGAAAAACAUUUAUUUGGCUGUGGUCUGGCUGGUGUGGAACAUUCUUGAUUUUGCAUGCUCUGUUGUAGUGACAAGUUUCCUGUUGUCCGUCUCCGACGUGUUUAUAUAUGCAGAUAUUUUGAUAAUCCUGUGGUGGUUGCUUACGAUCUAUUUCAUGAUUGUGGUUCAUUCGUACAUAGAGGCCCUCCGUGAAGAUCCAUCAGGGGCAAGCGCCGGUUUUCCUAGAGCACACGUUUACCAGUUUGAAAUGGUUGGUUUACGAUAUGCUCGCCCAUGCGCACUACCACCAAACACAGCUGUGACGUCACAUAUUGGUGAAGGAUACCCUCCCGCAUGCGCAGUACCGGACAAGAAUACCAUGACGCCACAGGCUGGCUAUGUUUAUCCUCCUCCAUAUCCAGCUGUGACGUCAUAUACUGACGUAGGAUACCCUCCUCAUCAUCCAAUGGCUGGUAAGAUUACCCUGUCGUCAUACGACGACACUGGAUAUCUUCCUUCACAUACAGCACAUGGCAGAACUACCAUGACGUCACAAGAUGGCUCAGGGCAUCCUUCUACUUACACAGCUCCUGGCACGACCGCUGUGAUGUCUCAGAAUGGGAAUUCUUCUCAACACACAGUACCUGCCAAGGCUAUGGUGACGUACGUAGGCUCUGAGUGAUGUCAUGAUAAGCUGUGAAUGACGCAAGAGCUCACCGGUCAUUGACAAGCCUGAAAAACGACUGGGCAUGAUAAACAUUCUAAACCAGUUAAUUUAUGUAAAUGUAAAAGUGGCCCCAGAAUAAUUCUAAGUAAUUUCUUAAGUUUGCAGUAUUUUUUUUUUCACGUUAUCAUUCCCUGGUAUGGUUAUAAAUCAUAUUUCAAGAUUUUUGCAUGUAACACAUUAUAAGAUAAUGUUAACCUUUGCGCCGAUUGGCGCGCUAAUAGGUAGUUAUUAGGCAGUAUUCACCAGCAAGCGAAACUAAAUGGCCUUGGUGUACAAGUUUGGCUUAAAAAGCGUUUUUUUUUUCCGAAAUGAAGCCUUUUUGCAUCCUUAAGUUAAUAGGAGGUAUUUCGGGACACUUUGAACGUUGAUUUAUCAUAAUAGGUCUAGAAUUCCAGUUGAUCAAGAUCACUGUAAAUUUUAAAAAAAGCAUAAAUCUAAGUAAAUAUGCUAUUGAUAUAC
Pocillopora damicornis (cauliflower coral) is the source of this 1292-nucleotide messenger RNA. RefSeq lists its product as uncharacterized. NCBI's taxonomy places the organism in Eukaryota, Metazoa, Cnidaria, Anthozoa, Scleractinia, Pocilloporidae. The record is from RefSeq and is a predicted model, not a curated record.